CUCCGAUGACGUAUUCUACAUGGAAAUUGACAGCGUCAGAAAACUGAACCAGAAACUCAGUAAAACCGAGAAGAAAUUGCGACAGAAACAGAUGAAGGCCAGAAAUACUUUACUGAAGCAUGAGGGCAUUGAGUGUGUCUCGUUGCCUACGAAGAGCCUGGUUGUUGCUAAUGGAGGACUGGGUAAUGGUGUAAGUAGAAGCCAACUGCUUGACGUGGUAGAAGAAUGUGGAUCGGUGGAAGCUCUCUUAAUGCCACCAAAUAAACCCUAUUCCUUUGUGAAAUAUGGGUUGGUAGAAGACUGCAAGCGAGCCUAUGACACUCUCAAUGGGAAGGAGAUAAUGUUGGAGAACUCCAGCCAAGGCGUUGUUCUCUAUGUCAACUUUGUGGGAAAAGUUUCUUGGGAGGUCACAACUCCUGCAGCCUUGCCUCCGGGCCUGAGGGUAAUUGAAGAUCUGGUUUCUCCUGAAGAAGAAAGGCAACUUUUGGAAAGCAUUGAUUGGACAGAAGAUGAGGUCAUUCCAAAUGCUCAGAAGUCUUUGAAACACAGGAGAGUAAAGCAUUUUGGAUAUGAGUUUCGGUAUGAUAACAACAAUGUGGAUAGAGACCGCCCAUUGCCCGGAGGUCUCCCAGAUCUCUGUAACGUGCUUCUUGCAAAGUGCCUGAAGUUGGGAUACAUUAAGCAGAAACCUGAUCAAUUAACUGUAAAUCAGUAUGACCCUGGACAAGGUAUCCCCCCUCAUAUAGAUACACAUUCUGCUUUUGAGGAUGAGAUAAUUUCUCUCAGUUUAGGAGCCAAGAUUGUGAUGGACUUUAAGCAUCCAGAUGGACAGGCGGCAGCAGUGAUGCUGCCUCAACGGAGUUUACUUGUGAUGAGUGGAGAGUCCAGAUACCUUUGGACCCAUGGCAUCACACCUAGGAAGUUUGAUGUUGUUCAAGCAUCUGAAGGAUGGAAAGUUGGAACUGUCUCUGCAGACAUUGGCGAUUUAACCUUAAACAAAAGAGGGAAAAGGACAUCUUUUACAUUCAGAAAAGUGAGGAGAACCCCUUGCUAUUGUGCCUACCUUUCUGUGUGUGACAGCCAGCGUAAAGACACAGCUCCUUCAUUCCCUGUCAAUGAUAGUGAAGCCUCGAAGCUAGAGGCAAAGUAUGUCCAUGAGGUUUAUGAAGAAAUUGCCGGGCAUUUCAGCAGCACUAGACACAGCCCUUGGCCACGAGUGGUUGAAUUCCUUAGGGGCUUACCGUGUGGAGCUGUGGUGGCUGAUGUUGGCUGUGGGAACGGGAAGUAUUUAGGAGUCGGCAAGGAUUUGUAUACGCUUGGCUGUGAUCGUAGCAAGAACCUUGUGGACAUCUGUGGGCAGAAGGGGUUUCAGGCUUUCGUGGGUGACGCCCUGUCUGUGCCAAUACGAAGUGGCUCCUGUGAUGCCUGUGUCUCCAUUGCUGUGAUCCACCAUUUUGCAACAGCGGAGAGAAGGCUGGCUACUCUUUGUGAAUUAGUCCGUUUGCUGAGGCCGGGUGGAAGGGCUCUCAUUUAUGUCUGGGCUAUGGAACAGGAAUACAACAAACAGAAGUCUAAGUACCUCAAAGGAAAAAGAGCUGUCAAGGGCCGGAUGGAGGAAGUGAACAGCGAGGCAUAUGACGGUGGUUGCCAGUGUUCAGCGCACCCCAGUAAUGGCACAAACCAGACAAUCCAUCCCCGGCUUCCUGUGCAUACCAACAGAACUUCCUUUGACUCCCAGGACUUGCUGGUCCCUUGGCAUCUGAAAGACGGCACAAAGAAGAAAGCGGAGCCGACCGAAUCUCAUCAACCUCUGUUGAAUUCUGCAGACUCGUGUGAACCGAGUUCCGUUUUCCACCGUUAUUACCAUGUCUUCUGCGAAGGAGAACUAGAACAGGUCUGCAAAAGCCUGGAAUGCAUAAAAGUUGAAGAGAGUUACUACGACCAAGGAAACUGGUGUGUGGUUCUUGAAAAGCUGUAACAUUAGUUGCGUCCCAGAGAGAA
Molecule: messenger RNA, 2001 nt
Organism: Euleptes europaea (tarantolino)
Lineage: Eukaryota; Metazoa; Chordata; Lepidosauria; Squamata; Sphaerodactylidae
Gene: ALKBH8
Product: alkB homolog 8, tRNA methyltransferase
Exons: 11
Coding region: 20-1978 (652 amino acids)
Biological process (GO): tRNA wobble uridine modification
Cellular component (GO): nucleus; cytoplasm
Molecular function (GO): S-adenosylmethionine-dependent methyltransferase activity; tRNA binding
Source: RefSeq, a predicted model, not a curated record